Messenger RNA from Penicillium chermesinum, 213 nucleotides. RefSeq lists its product as uncharacterized. The transcript has a single exon. The coding region runs from base 1 to 213 and encodes 70 amino acids. NCBI's taxonomy places the organism in Eukaryota, Fungi, Ascomycota, Eurotiomycetes, Eurotiales, Aspergillaceae. The record is from RefSeq and is a predicted model, not a curated record.
AUGCCCACUAUGGAAAAUGGGUCGCCAUUUACAGCGUAUAUCGCAUGGGAAUGGAAAUGGGGAUUGGAUGAGGCUCUGAAGGGAAAAGGGGUCGAUGGGAAGGGGUUGGGUGCAGGGGAUUGGUGUCUACGACGGCUGCAAAGAACACAGAAGAAGGAAGUCCGUGGUCAGCUCGCCAGCUCAGUGGGCCAAAGAAUAGCCUUGGUAGCGUAA